ACACCAUGAAGGUCAAAAACGGGACUGAGGCAAUUCGAAGUGAAAACUUUAUGAAAAAAAGAUGAAAAAGGAAUCAACACGCAUUUUGUGUUCUAUUAUUUACUGUAAUGGAAUCCGUCGUGGUUUGCUUGAAUGUUAGAAGGAGUAUGUUAGGUGGGAAGGAAUAUCAUCAAAAUCAGCAGGUGAGAAGGAACAUCAUAAACACAACAGGUGAGAAGGAACAUCAUAAAAACAACAGGUGAGAAGGAAUAUAAUAAAACCAACAGGUGAGAAGGAACAUCAUAAAAACAACAGGUGAGAAGGGACAUCAAAAAAAUUAGCAGGUGAGAAGGAACAUCAUAAAAACAACAGGUGAGAAGGAACAUCAUAAAGACAACAGGUGAGAAGGACAUCAUAAAGACAACAGGUGAGAAGGAACAUCAUAAAGACAACAGGUGAGAAGGAACAUCAUAAAAACAACAGGUGAGAAGGAACAUCAUAAAGACAACAGGUGAGAAGGAACAUCAUAAAGACAACAGGUGAGAAGGAACAUCAUAAAAACAACAGGUGAGAAGGAACAUCAUAAAGACAACAGGUGAGAAGGAACAUCAUAAAGACAACAGGUGAGAAGGAACAUCAUAAAGACAACAGGUGAGAAGGAACAUCAUAAAGACAACAGGUGAGAAGGAACAUCAUAUUGCAAUGUAAUAUAUUCUUAGAAAAAAUAUCAUACGUUAAUGAUAGAUAUCAAUAUUAGUCAAAAUAAAUAUCCGUAUGAUAAACUACGUUAAGAAUAACCACAACAUGUUGUCGAACACAUUUUAUUUAUUGCUCAGAUGUUGGUCCAGACGACCCCUUUGUGUUUAUCAAUGAAACACUGGAGAUCAAUUGUACUUUAACGUCACCAAACGAAAUCCGAAUCUCCUCCACACUCUACUUUACACACCAGCAAACACCGCUGGAUGUUGGGUACUACGAGUUUCCGAAUAACAGAACCCUAUCAUUCCGGAAAGUGGCGGAAUUGACCGAUGCUGGAGCGUACAUGUGUUACCGAAGUGACAUUAGCGGAAGGAUGGGAAUUGUCGGAACACAACUGGUAGAGAUUGCUUACCCACCUCAAGUGGUGACAGAAAUACAGUGUAUUUGGUACAACUGGAGGGACAUGUUAGAAUGCAGUUGGGAGCUACCGGCCUACAAUCUGAGAGACAUUGAAGUGAAAUUGAUGUGGUACAAUGGCGCGUUUGGUCAGUGCCCUGACAUGAGCCCCAACAUGACGAAGUGCACCCUCCGACCCUCAUACGCCGCCCUGGAUGUGUAUUCAUGGCAUUUUCAAGUCACAGUGACCAACACCAGGCGGAAUGUUUCCGCAGUCGGUCCAUUCAUUGCCAAGAACCAACUAGAAAAUGUGAAGCCGGACAAAGUGGACAGGUUAAACUACGAGUAUACUGACAACAGUGGCUGUAUACGACUGACCUGGACUUGUGAGGCCGUUACAUGUGUGAGUCCUUCGAGAAAGAAACAGAUCCGGGUACGAUACGUCACCUUACCUGGCGAACCUAAG
This is a messenger RNA of Pecten maximus, 1540 nucleotides long. RefSeq lists its product as uncharacterized. Lineage: Eukaryota; Metazoa; Mollusca; Bivalvia; Pectinida; Pectinidae. The transcript has 4 exons. The annotation marks the transcript as partial. The record is from RefSeq and is a predicted model, not a curated record. Gene Ontology annotation, molecular function: protein binding.